AUGCUCUUUAAGCAGGCAGAACUGUGGAUGCCCCACCAGGGCAAGGGCAAAGGCGAGCCUCCCUUGGCCCUGGGCCUGUCCACCAGGAAGGCCCUCAGCAUCCUGCAGGAGCAGCUGGAGGCGGUGCUGGAAGGACAUUUGAAGGAGCGGAAGAAGCGUCUCACGUGGAAGGAGAUGUGGAGAAGCAGCUUCCUGCACCAUGGGAACCGCUGCUCCUGUUUCCACUGGCCUGGGGCCUCGCUCAUGCUGCUGGCGGUGCUGCUGCUGCUUGGCUGCUACGGAAGCCAGCCGGCCGGGAGCCACGGCGUGGAGCUGGUCAACGCGGCGGCCCUCCUCUUCCUCCUGCUCCUCAGCCUCCUCCUCAUCGGGCGGCAGGAUCGGCUGAAGCGGCACGAGGUGGAGCACAGGCUCCGAGGGAUCGUUGACCAAAUCCAGGAUGUCCUCAGGGAUGGCAAGGAGGCCAGAUGGCCAAGUGCCAUGUACCCAGACCUCCACAUGCCCUUUGCGCCAUCCUGGUCCCUGCACUGGGCCUACAGGGACGGACACCUGGUGAACCUGCCCGUCAGCCUGUUGGUAGAAGGUGAUGUCAUUGCUCUGAGGCCGGGCCAGGAAUCCUUCGCAUCUCUGAGGGGCAUCAAGGAUGACGAACACAUCGUCUUGGAGCCAGGAGACCUGUUCCCCCCCUUCUCCCCACCCCCCUCACCCCGGGGAGAAGUGAAGAAAGGGCCCCAGAACCCCCAGCCGCACCGGCUCUUCCGCGUCCUUGAGACCCCUGUGAUUGACAACAUCAGAUGGUGCCUGGACAUGGCGCUGUCCCGCCCGGUCACCGCCCUGGACAACGAGCGGUUCACCGUCCAGUCAGUGAUGCUGCACUACGCCGUGCCCGUGGUCCUGGCCGGCUUCCUCAUCACCAACGGGCUACGUUUCAUGUUCACGGCCCCCGGGCUCCUCUCCUGGCAGUACACGCUGCUCCAGCUCCAGGUGAAUGGUGUCCUGCCCAUCCUCCCCCUGCUCUUCCCAGUCCUGUGGGUGCUGGCCACCGCGUGCGGAGAAGCCCGCGUCCUGGCCCAGAUGAGCGAGGCCUCCCCAAGCUCGCUGCUGGCUAAGUUUUCGGAGGAUACACUCAGCAGCUACACAGAAGUCGUCUCCUCAAAGGAGAUGCUGCGCUGCAUCUGGGGUCACUUCCUGAGGGUGGUUCAGGGGACGUCGCCAACCCUGAGCCACAGUUCCAGCCUGCUGCACGGCCUGGGCUCUGUCACGGUCCUGUGCUGUGUGGACAAACAGGGCAUCCUCUCAUGGCCGAACCCCAGCCCUGAGACAGUCUUGUUCUUCAGCGGGAAGGUGGAACCCCCACACAGCAGUCAUGAGGACCUGACAGAUGACCUGUCCACGCGCUCUUUCUGCCACCCCGAGCCUCACGAACGAGACGCCCUCCUGGCGGGCUCCCUGAACAACACCUUGCACCUCUCCAGCGAGCAGGAGCGGGGUGACUGGCCCAACGAUGGCACCAAGCCCCCCGAGCCACACCCUCACCACAGGCCACACGGCCGCAGCAAACACCCAUCCGGCUCCAACGUGAGCUUCAGCCGAGACACUGAGGGCGGGGACGAGGAGCCCAGCAAGACCCAGCCUGGGCUGGAGGGCGGGCUCUGCGAAGCGGAGGACUUUGUCUGUGACUACCACCUGGAGAUGCUGAGCCUGUCCCAGGACCAGCAGAACCCCGCCUGCAUCCAGUUCGAUGACUCCAACUGGCAGCUGCACCUCACCUCCCUCAAGCCACUUGGCCUCAACGUGCUGCUGAACUUGUGCAACGCCAGCGUCACCGAGCGGCUCUGCCGCUUCUCGGACCACCUGUGCAACAUCGCCCUGCAGGAGAGCCACAGCGCCGUGCUGCCCGUGCACGUGCCCUGGGGCCUCUGCGAGCUGGCCCGCCUCAUCGGCUUCACCCCCGGGGCCAAGGAGCUCUUCAAACAGGAGAACCACCUGGCGCUCUACCGCCUGCCCAGUGCCGAGAUGGUGAAGGAGACCUCGCUGGGCAGGCUCUCCUGUGUCACCAAGCGCCGCCCCCCACUCAGUCACAUGUUCAGCCUCUUUAUCAAGGACACCACCACCAGCACAGAGCAGAUGCUGUCCCACGGCACAGCCGACGUGGUCUUGGAGGCCUGCACAGACUUCUGGGAUGGAGCCGACAUCUACCCUCUCUCCGGGUCUGACAGGAAGAAGGUGCUGGAUUUCUACCAGCGGGCCUGCCUGUCUGGUUACUGCUCCGCCUUCGCCUAUAAGCCCAUGAGCUGUGCCCUGUCCUCACAGCUCAAUGGCAAGUGCAUCGAACUGGUGCAGGUGCCCGGCCAGAGCAGCAUCUUCACCCUGUGCGAGCUGCCCAGCACCAUGCCCAUCAAACACAACGCCCGCCGCAACAGCUGGAGCUCUGACGAAGGGAUCGGGGAGGCCCUGGAGAAGGAGGACUGCAUGCAGGCCCUGAGCGGCCAGAUCUUCAUGGGCAUGGUGUCGUCCCAGUACCAGGCCAGACUGGACAUCGUACGCCUCAUCGAUGGGCUCGUCAAUGCCUGCAUCCGCUUCGUCUACUUCUCCCUGGAGGAUGAGCUCAAAAGCAAGGUGUUUGCAGAAAAGAUGGGCUUGGAGACGGGCUGGAACUGCCACAUCUCCCUCACGCCCAAUGGGGACAUUCCCGGCUCCGAGAUCCCACCCUCCAGCCCCAGUCACACAGGCUCCCUGCAUGACGACCUCAACCAAGUGUCCCGAGACGAUGCAGAAGGGCUUCUCUUGAUGGAGGAGGAGGGGCACUCGGACCUUAUCAGCUUCCAGCCCACGGACAGUGACAUCCCCAGUUUCCUGGAGGACUGUAACCGGGCCAAGUUGCCCCGGGGGAUCCAUCAGGUGCGCCCCCACCUGCAGAACAUCGACAAUGUGCCCCUGCUGGUGCCCCUCUUCACCGACUGCACCCCUGAGACGAUGUGUGAGAUGAUCAACAUCAUGCAGGAGUUCGGGGAAGUGACCUGCUGCCUCGGCAGCUCUGCCAACCUGCGCAACAGCCGCCUGUUCCUCCAGAGCGACAUCAGCAUCGCCCUGGAUCCCUUGUACCCGUCCCGGUGCUCCUGGGAGACCUUUGGCUACGCCACCAGCACCAGCAUGGCCCAGGCCUCUGACGGCCUCACGCCGCUGCAGCUCUCCGGGCAGCUCAACAGCUUGCCUUGUUCUCUGACCUUCCGCCAGGAGGAGACCAUCAGCAUCAUCCGGCUCAUUGAGCAGGCUCGGCACGCCACCUAUGGCAUUCGUAAGUGCUUCCUCUUCCUGCUGCAGUGCCAGCUGAUGCUCGUGGUCAUCCAGUUUCUGGCUUGCCUGGUCCAGCUGCCCCCUAUUCUGAGCACCACUGACAUCCUGUGGCUGUCCUGCUUUUGUUACCCUCUGCUCAGUAUCUCUCUGCUAGGGAAACCGCCCCAUAGUUCCAUCAUGUCUGUGGCAACAGGGAAGAACCUGCACUCCAUUCCUAAGAAGACCCAGCACUACUUCCUGCUCUGCUUCUUGCUCAAGUUCAGCCUCACCAUCACCUCCUGCCUCAUCUGCUUUGGCUUCACACUGCAGAGCUUCUGUGACAGCUCGCGGACACGCAACCUUACCAACUGCUCCUCCAUCAUGCUGCCCAGCAACGUGGACACGGCUCCCAGCUGGCUCCAGGACUUCGCCAAUGGGUUGCUGCUGGCCCAGAAGCUGGCUGCCGCCCUAAUCGUGCUGCACACUGUGUUCAUUUCUAUCACUCACGUGCAUCGCACCAAGCCCUUGUGGAGGAAGAGCCCCUUGGCCAACGUCUGGUGGGCUGUCACAGUACCCGUGGUGCUGCUGGGCCAGGUGGUCCAGACGGCGGUGGACCUGCAGCUGUGGACAUACAGGGACAGCCGUGUCCACUUUGGCCUGGAAGACGUGCCUCUGCUGACGUGGCUCCUGGGCUGUCUCUCCCUCAUCUUCGUGGUGGUCGCCAACGAGGUUGUGAAGCUGCACGAGAUCCGGGUCCGGGUCCGCUACCAGAAGCGACAAAAGCUGCAGUUUGAAACAAAACUGGGCAUGAACUCACCCUUCUGA
Molecule: messenger RNA, 4098 nt
Organism: Elephantulus edwardii (Cape elephant shrew)
Lineage: Eukaryota; Metazoa; Chordata; Mammalia; Macroscelidea; Macroscelididae
Gene: TMEM94
Product: KIAA0195 ortholog
Exons: 31
Coding region: 1-4098 (1365 amino acids)
Source: RefSeq, a predicted model, not a curated record